CAAAGCUAGCAGCAUUAGCAUUUCAGCGAUACCCCCCGAGCUAUUUCCUAACACCAAAGUUUUUUUCCUCUCAUUUUAGUCACUCUUUCCAUUCCGACUUAUUAGCACUCAUUCAAAAUGCGUUACCAAAGUAUCAUACUUGCCGCAGCUACUGUUGCAUCUGUUUCUGCCCGAGCCCAUAUGCCGCUCUCAAAACGGGAGGAGGUCAACGAUCCUAAUGGCAACAUCAAAAUCACCUUCUCUGACGAAACCGUCAAACUCGGCACCAUUACCAUCGAGACAAUCAUCGACGCUCUCGCCAAAGCUUGCAGUACCCAGGGCCAAUGCGACACCAGUGCUCUUGAAUUCAAAGGACAAUUAGUCGAGUCUGGCACAGGCUCGGUAACAGACGAAACUUUGACCGUCGAUCCAAGUGGUGCAUAUCCAACCUGGAUCCAUAAUGGUCUCAUUGAUAGUCUCUAUGCUGCCGUCAAGGCCAUUGCCAAAUGUGAAGAUGUCACCAACACGCCAACUUGCGGAUUUUCAGCAUAUUACUGCCCAUCAAAACCAUUCACGGUAACGGAAUGUGUUGUCCCGCAGUACUGGGGAAUCAACUACCAAGCUCCUGAUGCGACAAACGCUGCUCCUCCAUUCAUCGGUGCCGACAUGCAUAUUACGCUUGACGAGGGAGGCUUCUGCACAACGCUCUUGACUAGCUUGGGUGCGGUUGCUGGUGCUGUGCACGGUGUCGGAGGCGGCAUUUUCACACUUCUGAGCUUGGCUUGCAAGGAUUAGGGAGGAAGGAAGAGUUUGG
Lindgomyces ingoldianus is the source of this 793-nucleotide messenger RNA. RefSeq lists its product as uncharacterized. The record is from RefSeq and is a predicted model, not a curated record. The transcript has 4 exons. The coding region runs from base 118 to 774 and encodes 218 amino acids. Lineage: Eukaryota; Fungi; Ascomycota; Dothideomycetes; Pleosporales; Lindgomycetaceae.